AUGGCCACGUGGUCCUGGCGAGUGGGCGAUGAGUUCCGGGCCUACGAUUCGGAGACCAGUGCGCGGAUCGAGGAGGCCUUCCAGCGCCAGCAGAGCGAAGCCCGCGUUCGCAUCGCCGGCUCCGUUUACAUCAUCGACUUCCAGCAGAUGCGGCAGGUGUCUGCUCAGAACGAGAAGAAGUGGAGGGCGGUCCGCCGCAGCAAGGAGGCCGGUGACUCUCGUGGUGGCUAUCCGCCGCCGCCUACCCACACGAUUGACGAGGCAUGUGGCUGGUUUUGGAGGGAGGGCGACGGCUUCCAAGCCUACGAUCCGCAGACCAGCCAGAGAAUCGAGGAAGCGCACGGACAGGGGAGAAGCCAGGUCCAGAUUUCUGUGGGCAACUCGCAGUACAUCAUCGACUUCAACCGGAUGCGCCAGGUGCAUGUGCGCGACGAGCGGAAGAGCCGUGAAGUACGUCGCGGCCGGGGUCUGGAGGCGCGCGCAUCCAACCCUUCGAGCAGAGAGCUCGCACAAAGAGCCGGACUGCAGGUGGCUUUCAAGGGCAAGGUCCGGAGCUACCAUCUGACGAGCAAGGAGGCUGCACAGAGCAUCAUGCAGAGCCGCACAUUCCGUGCUUCGGCGAAGGGUAUGCUCGGCCCUUUCAUCUACUUCGCUGGGUCGCCCGAGGACUGCGAAGGCAAGGCCCAAGGCGCAUCCUUGCGCGAGGGUGCGGUCUUGCAGGCGGAGGUGGAUCUGGGCUACUCCCUGGUGGCCAGCCAGCCCAUGCGCGACAUCCCCACAGCCGGCUCCUUCCUGGGCAUCGACUCAUGGUCGAGUCUCACCGAAGGUGUGCUGCACAAGGCCGGAUGCCAGAGUGUGUACGCUGCAGCGCGUGGCCUGGUGAGCAGGGAUGAGUGGGCGGUGCCGCGCAACUCGCAGAUCUCAAGCCUGACUCUCAAGGGCUACGCCGAGAGUGGACGGGAACUGCCAUACUGGUGUUGGCCAGACUGGGUUCAUGCGCUUGGAGGGGUGGUCCGAGUCGACAUGGCAGCCGUGGACCGUGUGUCCGCAGCUGCCGCUUCGAUGGCAGCCGGCCCUUCCGCACAGACGUAUGGCGUGAGGGUCAAUGCCGCUGGGCGUCCCAUUCACGAUGAUGGCAGGUUCAUGAGCUAUGCAGAGGCCCGUUCCCGCGGUUGGGGUGGCACUGCAGCCCAGAACCCCUGGAACAAGCACCAGCAAAGCCUCGGUGGUCAAGGCCACUCACGCCAGCAGUUGUCUGACGGAUACCGUGGCAGCACGUCCACAAGCCAGCCGAGCUCCUCCAGCACCAGGCGCAGCAAUGCAUGGAACGAGCACCAGCGUUCCAUGGGUGGCCGCGGGUACACGCGUGAGGAGAUGCGGGCAACUUACAACGGAGGAUCCAGGAGAGGUCAGCCCUCACAAGCCGCCCCAGCCCGACCAUCCACAGCGCCCACUUCAAGUGCCUCGAGUACACGAGGCACAGGAAGGGCCCCCAACCCAUGGAACGAGCAUCAGCGGGCCAUGGGAGGUCUAGGCCUCUCGCGAUCUCAGAUGCAAUCCUCGUACCGUACCUCCCACUCCCCGAGCAUGGGAGGAAGCACGGGAAGGGCCCCCAACCCGUGGAACGAGCAUCAGCGGGCCAUGGGAGGCCUAGGCCUCUCGCGAGCUCAGAUGCAAGCCUCGUACCAUGCCUCCCACUCCCCGAGCAUGGGCAUGAUGGGUCUGGGAGGUGGUGGAAUGAGCCUUGGUGGUGGCGGCGGCGGCGGCGGUCUGAGCUGGAACGCUUUCCGAAGCUCCGUGGCCGGCCAGGGCAUGUCUCGGUCAGAGAUGUCUUCAGCGUACUGGGCCCAGAAGUGA
Messenger RNA from Symbiodinium natans, 1857 nucleotides. The record is from the annotation of a GenBank genome assembly. NCBI's taxonomy places the organism in Eukaryota, Dinophyceae, Suessiales, Symbiodiniaceae.